Molecule: messenger RNA, 1056 nt
Organism: Panicum virgatum (switchgrass)
Lineage: Eukaryota; Viridiplantae; Streptophyta; Magnoliopsida; Poales; Poaceae
Product: ubiquitin-conjugating enzyme E2 5A-like
Exons: 4
Coding region: 285-731 (148 amino acids)
Biological process (GO): protein polyubiquitination
Cellular component (GO): nucleus
Molecular function (GO): ubiquitin conjugating enzyme activity
Source: RefSeq, a predicted model, not a curated record
AGUCGAUUAAAAUAAUUAGCAGCAGCCAAUUGCAAACGAUCAAGCGAAGCGACGACUCCAUCUCAGGUCUCCCGUCUCCCACGCCUAUAAUCCAAUAACCAGCAAUCCUCUCCAUCAAUCAUUGCCGCAAUUCUUCUUCUUCCCCUCUCCAGCUAGAUCGACCGGAGCAGCAGAGAGGCUGAUCCGACCAAGCUUCACCCCAAGAUUACGAUUCCAUUUAGGUGUACUUGACUGAUAUUGAGCUGCUUUAUGCUUUUAGCUCACAGCGACAGCUUCUAUACGAUAUGGCAAGCAAAAGGAUUCAGAAGGAACUCAUGGAUUUGCAAAAGGAUCCACCAACAUCAUGCAGUGCUGGGCCUGCUGGAGAGGAUCUAUUCCACUGGCAGGCCACAAUCAUGGGUCCUAGUGACAGCCCCUAUGCAGGAGGGGUGUUCUUUGUUAACAUCCACUUUCCUCCUGACUACCCCUUUAAGCCCCCAAAAGUGAACUUCCAAACUAAGGUGUAUCACCCAAACAUCAACUCUAACGGGAGCAUUUGCCUUGAUAUCCUCAAGGAGCAAUGGAGCCCAGCCCUGACCAUAUCAAAGGUCCUGCUCUCCAUCAGCUCUCUCCUCACCGACCCCAACCCAGACGACCCCCUUGUCCCAGAGAUUGCUCACAUGUACAAGAACCAGAGGCAACGCUACGAGGAAACUGCAAGGGCCUGGACCCAGAAGUACGCGAUGGGCUGAUGCCCCAUCACAUUGAGCAAUGUUACCACUUGCCACUGCAAUGACCAUCGUGAAUGUUGUAAAGAUUAAGUUGAACCGGUUCCAUGUUUUGUGAUGGUAUCCCAGGACUCCAGACGGCUGUGUCAGUUGUACUGGCUUCUGAAGACAAAGUUUAUCUGUGUACAGCAGCUUUAAAGCAUGACAAUCUGAGUUCUGCACCCAAACUUUGGUUUAUAUGAAAAGCACUUGCAGUCACUGCAUUCGCAUGUGUAGCUGCCAAGAAAAGGGUCAAUUUGUAUGUGGGAGGAUGUUAUAUUUUCUAAAUAUGUUUUGCUUCCAUUCUCCA